Messenger RNA from Prorocentrum cordatum, 597 nucleotides. The record is from the annotation of a GenBank genome assembly. Lineage: Eukaryota; Dinophyceae; Prorocentrales; Prorocentraceae.
GGGAGUCUAGCUGGCCGGCCCGAAGGAGUCAACAGCCUCCGCCCACUUGCACCCUCCUUCAGGAGCACGAGCACGAGCACGUCCACGACCAGCAAGAGCACCGACCUCGACAGAUGCGCUGCUCCGCAGCUGCCCCCUCGGCGGAAGCGCGCCGGCCCGGAAGACGCCAGAGCCCGGCCUGCCAACGGCAUGAUCGGCCAUCCGUGGGCGGAAGCUGUUUGCGAGGCGACUGACGGGCAACGCCCUGAUUCUGAAGCAUCUCGCAGCGUCGGAAGUCGCGGAGCGCACCAACCGUCCGAUGGCGCCUGCAGGACAAUCACCGGCAGCAGAUGCACGGUGUGCAGGCGGGGCCUGCGACCAGCGUCGGGGGAGGGAGCUCUGACAUCCAUGGCUCAUUCCGCAGGCCACGGCCGUGCCGUCGGAUCCGAGCAGGACUGCGCGGCUACCUCCAGCAGCAGCUUGCAGCUUGCGCCUUGCUGGGGACCAGCGCCGGCAGAUCGCACCGACUGCGACCGCUUCACCCGCAGGCCACGGCCGCGCCCUCGCUCCCGAGCCGACCAGUGCGGCACUCUUCGGCAGCGACCUCCGUAUUGGUGA